UUUAUAGUUCUCUAGGUGUCCUUUCCUCUUCCACUUCCAACCAAUGUCUUCUUCAUCCAACCCUACAAACCCUUUUCCAUUUCCCUCUUCUCAAUCAAACUUCAACAUACCAAGCAAAAACUAUGCUCACACCAUGACCAUAGGAACCCCAGAAAUCUCACAAAACAGUUUUGAAGAAAAAGAAGCAACCAUAGAACUUCAUGUUCAAGGCUUGUAUAAGCUUUACAUUCAACCCUUUCAAGGUCUUCCACCUUUAUCAAUGGAAAAGGGUUUCAUUGUGUCACCAAAGUUUAUUUACAAGCUAAAGUUUCCACUUUUUUACCUCAGGAAAAAUCCAAACUUUUUUUCCUUUUGUGUAUCUCAAAAAUUGGCAAAGUUACCUAUAAGCCCUAGUUUGGUUGCUUAUAUAGAACCACAUAUUGUUCAAAAUGCUAUUGAAGUUGGAAAUAGGAGUCAAGACAUGGAGUUUAAGAUUGUUUUUGAUGUUAAGGUUGUUGAGAUUGAUUUUGCAGAUAUUGUUGAGUGUGAUGGGUAUCGAAGACGUGGUCUCGUUUAGAAGGAUUACGUUCCGUGCGCGUAACUGUGAAGACCAAAGACUAACUUGAAAUUAGUUUAAAUUAUUACGUUUCUCAACAAAUAUUUUUCAAGUAUUAGUCAGUAUCGAACCCCGGAUCAAACUAGAAGUAUGUUCUGUUUGGUUAUGUAUUUAUUUGCUGGGUUUUCCCAAAUUAACUUUUGUUAUGAAAUUUUUAUUAUUAUUUUGCACAAAGAAAAGAAAGAAAGAUGAAGUUAAUUGUGUAUUUUUCUCUCCUCGGUUCUACGAUAAUCUUAC
Medicago truncatula (barrel medic) is the source of this 832-nucleotide messenger RNA. RefSeq lists its product as uncharacterized. The coding region runs from base 44 to 556 and encodes 170 amino acids. The record is from RefSeq and is a predicted model, not a curated record. Lineage: Eukaryota; Viridiplantae; Streptophyta; Magnoliopsida; Fabales; Fabaceae. The transcript has a single exon.